This is a messenger RNA of Podarcis lilfordi (Lilford's wall lizard), 25468 nucleotides long. The record is from the annotation of a GenBank genome assembly. NCBI's taxonomy places the organism in Eukaryota, Metazoa, Chordata, Lepidosauria, Squamata, Lacertidae.
GAGCGGCGCCCGGCGCCCCUUUUCUGCCUGCGCCGCCGCCAGUCCCACUUCCUCCUCCCGGUGGCAGGAGCAGCUUCGCUCGGCCGGGGCUUUUCGGCGAGCCGCCCUCCCUCCCUCUCUCUCUCCGGGAAGCGACGCCGCCCAGAGCCACGCGCAGCCCCUCGCCCGCCGCCUGGCUGCGCCUCCCCUCGCGCAGCGAUGUCCAAGCCGCCCCCGAAGCCGGCCAAGCCAGGUAAGGGAGGCGCCGGGAAGGGGCGGCCGGGAAGGGGCCAGAGGGGCGCCCUGACACGUGGACCCCGCCCGCCGCUCCAUCCAGGCGGCCUUUCCGUCCAGCCCCGGGCCGAAGGGCGCGCUCGGAGCCGCCUCCCCGCCCGGCGUGCCGUGCCCUGGCGAUGCGCGGGCGGAGGGUCGCUCUCCUUGGGCGGUGGGCCGCCCCCUGCGCCCGGGGCGGGGCUCGAGAGAAGCUGUCACUGUCAAAAAGAAGAAGGGGCCCGAGCGCUCGCUGCCGCCCUCGGCCGGGUCGGGGCAGGAAGGGCGUCGCGUUUGCGAUGCUCCCCGAGCGGGGGCGGGGGGGGGGGGGCUCGACCGUGUGGGAUCCUCCGCUGCUGCCGCUCGAGCUUCGCUGCAUUGAUGCAGCUUGGCAAGCAGUUGGCAGCCAGCAUGAGCCCAGGAGCCCCGCCCGCCCCGUCAGUGGCCCAGCCAGGCAGGGCAGAAGCUUCGAAGCUGGAGGAGCUGCUGCCUCGCCCGCCUCCCUGAGCUUGCAGGCCAGGAGAGAGGUCCCAGCGUGGGUAGGAGCGUAGGGAGAUGCCUUCUAUCAAGCCAGGCCCCGGGGUCAGCCGGUGGACUGGCAGGGGCUGGCCAGGGUUCCAGGCAGAGGCCUCCCACAGCCCCCUGGAGGCACCAAGACUGAAGCCUGGACUUUCUGCUCCACCACAGUAGCCAUUAUCAUAGAAUCACCAAAUGGUAGAGUUGGAAGGAACCGUGAGGGUCAUCUAGUCCAGCCCCCCUGAAAUGCAGAAAUCUCUUGCCCAAUGUGGGGCUCAAACCCGCAACCCUGAGAUCAAGAGUCUCGUGCUCUACCAGCCCAAUCCACUAUCUGGCAUCUGGGGAAGAGCGAAGGAGGCCCGCCUGUUUCACAGAAUUUGUCUUCACUACUUGCAAAAUAAAAUUCAUCUAUCAGAAGUAGAAAUAAAUCUGAAAAGUUAUAAGGUGUGCCUUUGUGCUUUGCAAAUAUGUUGAUUCUUCUCACACACUCUUUUGAACAGACAAGGACCUGUUUUCUCUAUUUCAAAUAUGGUAUAGCUUUCCCCAUUUAUCAGGGUUUGUUCCAAUGGCCUCAACGGAAUCAUGCUGGAGAGUGAAUUGGUUUUGAAUGGUUCCUCGCUAUAGGACAGGCUGGUAAAUGAAACAUUUGCCCCAUGGGCUGAGAUCCUGAUAAAGGAUGCUCAGCAGUCAGCUGCUAGGCUCUCUGCCACAUGCCUUUGGCCUUCCAGAGAUUGUUGGGACUCCUAUCAGCCCAAGCCAACAUGGCCAGGGGUGAUGGGAAUUGUAGUCUAACAGGCCUGCCUUAGUUACUCAUCAGGUGCCUUAGCCACCAAGAGUUGUAUGCAUGUUGCAGUUGCCCAGGAACUGCAGGAUUUAUUUAUUUUAAAACAGCAGCAGCAACAACAAUAUUUACAUGCCGCUUAGAAGAACAAAAAUUCUCUUAAGUGGUUUACAAGUCCAUCUAAAAUAUUCAUUUAAAAUAUCCCUUAAAAAUAAAAUAAAAACAAGGUACUUAAAAUUGGUGAUUGUAAAACACAUAAACUAACUAAAACAACAGACCUGAUUAGGCUGGCUGGAAACAAGACGUUUGCUGAUAUCAGUCAGGCACCAGAGACAAUAGAGUGAAGGUGCAUGCUUAAUAAUUUUAGAGCUGCUACACUAAAAUAACAGUUUCUUGGAAGUACAGAAAGAAUAUUUUGUGGCUCUUGUUAAAGUUCCAGUGCCACAGAUCACAGCAUUCAAGUGAGCACAUUUGGGGUGGGGUGAUCCUUCAAGUAAACUAGGUGUGUUCAAAGAUAUUUGGGGCACCUCUUGGAUUAAAUUGAUGUUUUUUAAAUAUGGAUUUUCUCUGCAAGCUGUAUUCUUUUUUGUUCAUCACUGAGAUUAAACUGAGUGCCAAGGAGGCAAAUGGUACUGACUCCCUGAUUCUUUAAUCUCAGUUUAAUAUCAUAUAAGAUUAAAUAUAUUAAUAUAAGAUUAUUAGCGUUCGUGAAGAUAUUCCAUUGGGUGGGCAUUGAGGGCUUUGGUGGUAGAGGGGCAAAUGGCACAGAUUCAAGAGCAUUCGACGCCCUGUUUCUGUAGUUGUGUGUGAGAAGACUACACAACCUAAAAACUUCAGUUCCAAGGCAAUGAAUUAGAUUAAAGUGACUUAAGUGCAAGAGGGCUAGUGCAUUGACUUCAGUAGUUUAUGGCUCAUUCUGUCUAUUAGCUACUGAUUGAAGCUCUUAUUACAGUUUAUUGGACAUGUUUCAGGGAUUACAUACCUUCUUGGAGGAUGUAUAAUAACUUUAAGGUUUACCAAAGGCCCUUAGCAAAGCCUUUGAACGUGGUAACUGUGGCAAAUCUGUUGCAACCAGCUAUUGUUUCAGUUUCCUAGUGGAAAAGAUACAAAAUCAGGAAGAGAUGCAGUUUCUAACCCGCUGUCAAUAAAAAGCUUUUAAUCUCCCCUCAAGUCCAGAGCCAUUAUUUGAGGGACAAUAAUGUGCCCUGGGAAGCUGUUUUUUUGCGACAAGCACAUUUGUCCUAUUUAUAGCUAUUACUGGUAAUUUCUAUUUUGGCAAGGUUUGAAAUUAGCCAGGGGCCGGGUGCGUUUUGCACUGGACUGUCUGUCACUUGCGACCAAGUGAAAAUUCCUAGUUGCCAGGAUGAUGCCUGACAGUUCCACCAUCACCAGUAGGAAAAAGAGGUAGGAAUAGGUCCAUAUAUAUGUGGACUCUCCCUGGAUAAAUGACUUUUUUUUUUUAAGUUCUCAAAGUUCUUAACCUAGUUCAAAAUUGUCAUCUGAACUAGCCAGCUGUUUAACUGGUAAUCACAGUCAGUCCAUCAUCUGAUAAGACUUUAGAGCUGUCUUGCCCCAAAAUGGCAACUAGACAUUCUGUUUUGGCAACUGUAACCUUGGUUUAAGGAGCCAUUUGGUGCCUAGCUUAUACAGUGGUACCUCGGGUUAAGUACUUAAUUCAUUCUGGAGGUCCGUUCUUAACCUGAAACUGUUCUUAACCUGAAGCACCACUUUAGCUAAUGGGGCCUCCUGCUGCUGCUGUGCCGCCGGAGCACGAUUUCUGUUCUCAACCCGAGGUACUAUUUCUGGGUUAGCGGAGUCUGUAACCUGAAGCGUAUGUAACCCGAGGUACCACUGUAUGUAUAUCUGCGUUUCUAACGCUGCAUUUUGGUCUGAAGAGAAGCAUAAAAUAAGUUUCAUUUUCUAGGGCUGCAAUCACAGGCAAGCUUAUCUGGGAGAAAACACUGUUGGACUGUUGGAGAUUUCCGAGUAAGCACUCACAGGACUACAGUGUACAGGACAAAGAUGUUGGAAAAUUGAUAGGUGGAUCCUGUGCAAGCUUACUCAUAAGUAAACCCUAUUGUGUUCAGUGGAGCUCACUCCUAGUAAGUGUGUUCAUUUUUGCAGCUUUAGUUUGAAUUCUAGGGGAAAUUGCAGAACUCCAUGAAAUAUCUAUACUUUCCAUUCCCAGUCUCAAUAAAAGCCUGCAGUUACACAUUUUAAUUUGAAGUACAAAACUCUAUAGCUGAGAAAUGAAAGCAUUUCUUUCUUUGUGCAGUGGGUAUGUUUCUUGCCUUCUUAUCUCAGGGCAUGUACAACCUCCAGGUUUCACUCUUUGAGAGCUAAUUGAAUGGCAACUUUAUUAGAGCUGCUGGCUACUGAAUAAAUAUUGUGAGGAAACACAAACAUUAAAAGCCUCGUUAAAGAGCUGAUCCUGCCACACGAACUUAUGUUUUGAAGGAUUGUAGCAAAAAGACAACUUUUUAUAAAAUUUAAUGCCAGGCCGCAGCCAGUCACUGCUUUUCCCAUCCCCCGACAAGCAAUAAAGCUGGUUAUGGUGGCUUGAUUGAAGAGAAAGGGAUUUGGAACGCUUAAAGUUGUAACACUCUGGCCACCAAAAGAAUAGAACAAUUUGCAGAAAUUUGUUAUUAUUCAGGAAGCACGUAUGAGGGGGAGAAGAAAAUUUAAUUUGGUAAGCAGAAACACUGUGUGUGUGUGUGUGUGUGUGUGUGAAAUAACUGAAAUUGCACCCUGGAAUUGUCUGAAGAGAUACAGCCCUUAAUCCAGAUUUUAAGACAUUGACUCAUAGUUGGACAGUUCUGGAAUGUAAGGAUUGUCUUUAUAAUUUGAACUCCAUAAUCUAAAUUUUGAAAGCAACUGCUCAAAAAUAUUAUAUAACUCCAAUACAAAACCUGAAUAAUUUACCUAUCAAGAGGACAGAGAUGGGUUGAGCAGAUAGUGAGCUGCAGCCAUUUUAUUGCCUGUGCAUUAAGAGUUCUCAAAAUCAAGGAGGCCAAGGCUCUUUCACCUCUUAUAUUUUUUGCUCAACAAAGUAUCUAAUUGUUUUGCACCUAACAACAUCCCUCUUUUCCACAGGCCACAGAGGAGCCCUUAUGCUUGGCUAACUUAUUUGUGUCCUGCAUUUUCCACAAAUACAUUGUGGUCAAAAGGGCCGCAGGGUGGAUAAUUUAAAUACAACAGCCAUAAUUGUAUACAUUGUGAUAUAAGAUGAAGAGUGCCUCUGCCUGGACAAGUAGCCUCAUUGAAGGAUAUUAUGCUAAAAGCAGAAGCGAGAGAAAAGUGCUCUCCCACACCAAAAAUAGUCCCAAUGCUGAUAUUAUUUGGCCCUUUGUGAGGGCACCCAUGCCUGUAUGAGUGUGCUCAGGAAGGAGAGAUCUUGCUUGCUGGGGAUUAGAAAAGGCAUAUGAAAGUGAACAAGUCUUGGUGGUGAACAUGUCUUCCUCUCUCCUUAGAUGUGUGUAAAGCUGCAGUUACCUGGGAGUAACUCAGGAGGACUUACCUCUGGGGCUGUGCACACGCUUUGUCUUAUAUAAGCACAUUCAAAAAAAAUUCUUUCCCUCAAAGACCCCCUCGCACAGUUACAAUUCUCAGCAACCCUUAAUAAGCUAAGUGGUUCAAGCAUGUCAUAUUCUUUAUUUCAAUCAUUCUCACAGUCUCUAUUUGGUAGGCCAUUAUUUUCUCCCACAUUUUAACUGAAGGACUGAAGCUAAGAGGUUUCCAUAAGGGGUCAGGGAAGCUUCCUGUACCCAGGCCUGGGUAGUGUGACUACCUAUUCCAGACCUAUUCCACUUGCAUAUCCUGUUGGGCUCAAAUGAUGUAUGAUGUUAAUUAAAUACAUGUCAUUUCCCAGUCUUUUAACUCAGGAUGGGGAAGAAAAUUGGUUCUGAUCACAUUUAAAUAUGAAACUACCUUAUUUCCACUUUCCAAAACAAUAGGAGAGCUGAAAUGCAGUGUUUCUGUGAAAUUUGCAUUUCUCCAAAUUUUGCUAUGUAGUAACAUAGCAAAGUAACAAAAGUUUGUAUUAGGUGAAGGUGAGCAUUAAAAUGUUCAUAUUAGUGGAAGUAGCAUACAAAAUGUGUUAGGAAAAAUGGCUUGUGAAAAUGUGUGCAGUAGUCAAAAUGACAGGUAGGCAUGUAUAUAUUUGGGGAAAUGCAUGUUGAAAUGCUAACACAUUUUUGUGAGGAAUAUAUAUAUAUAUAUAUAUAUAUAUAUAUAAAAUCAAAAACUGAUGAGGAAAUGUAAUGAGCUGAAUUUAAGAUUGGAAAAAUGAGAAACCAAAAAGGACAGAUAACGCCCAUUCCUCUCUGCCAGUUUCCCCCUACAUGCCCCCCCCCGCCCGCAUUCUGCUUUUAGCCCUGGGAGGAUAAAUGUGUGGUUCUCCACAGAGAGAUGGUGGGGGAAAUGGAAAGCUGGCCAAGAGGAAAUGCCAAUGAAUUUCCAAACCUUGUGGUAAAUGCAGAGGGGGUAAAUACAGGAGACUGACUACAGGUGCCUAUUGAGUUUAUAGUCAGACGUCCCCACCCACUGGGACCCGUGUUUCCCAACUCCCCCCUCCCCUGCCAAAUAUGUCAAAUUGGGACCAGAGUGAGGGCUUUGUCAGUGAUGGCUCUUGAACUCACUCCUCUUGUAUCCCCACCCCCACAUAGUCUGUAGGAUGGUCAAAACCUUUUUUGAAAUUGUUUUAGUUGCUGUGGUUAAGUUAUUUAUGAUGGCAUGUGUUUUUAAAAAAUCAUUUUUUCCCUCUGCUAUUCUGUUCUUUGUGACUGCUGUGCUGCAUGUAUUGUUGCUGUCAAGCUUUUUUUUUUUAAAAAAAAAACUUUCUGAUUUAAAUUAGGUUGCCUAACGCUCAUUGUGGAGAGGCAGGGCUUGAAUGUUUUAAAUGAAGAAAUGUCCUGUGUGGUAUGGGCAGGGCCUGCCGAAGACAUGUUGGUGCCUGAGGCAAACCACAAAACACCCCCCCUCCACACCAGAACAGAAGGGGUGGGUGAAGACUUACACAGGAGAGGGGGGGGGGGAUAAGAUCUGCAUCCGGAUCUGCUGCCCCUAUGAAUGCUGCCACCGGAAGCAGUUGCCUCACCUUGCCUCAUGGGUGGGCCGGCCUGGGCUUGACCCUUAGAAAUUCAUUGGCAUUCUCUUGCCUGCAUGUGAGCAGAACUGAACAUUACUAUAUUAGUCCAGGCCAGUACCCAAUCCCUGUAAGGCAGCUAAUGUAAUGCAACAUUGCAUUAGUUCUACGUCAUUUCCUCAGUGGACACGAGGACUCCACCACAGAACCAUUUCCUUGCAGUAUAGGGGCAAUUUCAGUUCCCUCAUCCAAUGUUGAAAGCUUUUCCUCCUGAGAAGUUGGGCCCAAACUAAAUGUUGCAAUAAAAGCAGCUACAUAUGUUUAAAAAUGUGCUCUUUUGUUAUGUGCGGGGUAGCUGGGGGUGGAGUACAGAAGCAAAUGAGGAGGAAAAUAACACUUUAAUACAGAAAACAUUGACAGAGGGACAUAGUUUUCUAUGAUUAUCUGCAAGGCCAUACAAAGAAGUUAAAGGGAAAUACAGGAUAGAAAAGCCCUUGGGUUCAAAAACAAUAGUCUGUUUGUUUGAGUUGACUUCAGCCCUCUCAAACAGCUGCAGCAAUUAAAAUAAUCUCAGACCAUUUAAAGAGCACCUUUUCCAUUAAAAAACAACAUUAUGGCAAAAAUAUUCUUAAAUGAAUACUGGAAGUUACUUCUCUCUUUUUUUGCAAUUGCUCUGAUCCCAUCACCCCUACUAGUUUCUAACAGCCCUUGGCUUUUAUAAACUUUGCAUAUGAGCAAUAAUUCCCAAGCAAACUAUCUUCUGAGUUGGAAAAACGUGGCUUGUUUUUGUCUGCUGCUUGUUCUUGUCUGCUGCAUGGCCCUUUAAGGGAGCCAUAAAACAUAAAAGUCUAAAGGAAAACAGUCUUGAGUCUGUUGUGGUUGCUGUUGACAUAAGCAUAAGAAAACACGGAAAUAAUUAGAGCUUAAUUUCAUAGGUUUGGUAUGUGCAUGAAAGAGGUGAAAAUUGCAACAUACUUUGCAGAUUAGCACGUGAUCCUAAACCAAUUUAUUAGUAUUUCAGCAAAGUUUACAGCCAAGUAAUGUUUUAGUGUUAUGUGCAAACUAGGCCACUCUCAGUUUACCCUUCUCCAAUAUGGUGAUAACAGUACUGAUCUGCUUUACAGGAUUGUGGUAAGAAUUACUGUGAACACUUUUAAGAAGUAAAUAUACAUGCACAGAUAGAAUAGAAUAGAAUCAUUUGAUUGUUAAAAAUCCCUUAAAGCGGUUUACAAAAAACUGCUAUUAUAUAAACUGCAAUUAAUAAUUACAGUGGUACCUCGGGUUACAUACGCUUUAGGUUACAUAUGCUUCAGGUUACAGACUCCGCUAACCCAGAAAUACUGCUUCAGGUUAAGAACUUUGCUUCAGGAUGAGAACAGAAAUCAUGCUCCGGUGGCGCAGCGGCAGUGGGAGGCCCCAUUAGCUAAAGUGGUGCUUCAGGUUAAGAACAGUUUCAGGUUAAGAAGAGACCUCCGGAACGAAUUAAGUACUUAACCUGAGGUACCACUGUAAAUUAUAUUGUUCUGUGCUGUGUGAUACCUUGUCCUAUUUUCUGUAAAAGAGGGUGUAUAUUUGAUUAGCAUAUGGACAGUGCAACCCCAUGAUGCGGUUAAGUGGAUAAGAAUGAGUUACUUUAUGAGUUACUUAAAAACAUUGUUAUCUUUAUUUUUAUAUUAUUAAGCAGUGUUUUUUGUUUCCAAUUAAUGAUAUAUGCAUAUAUAAAGAUAAAAAAAACCCACACCCUUGCAUUCAUCUGAAAAUGAACUUUAUUUAAAGGAACAAAAUGAAUGAAAAUGCAAAGAUGUUUAUAAAGUAUUAAUAUUCUUUGACAUUUGCACAAGAUUAUCAAUUAGCUUGUCAUAGUGUACAUUUUGCAAUCCAGAACUUUUGCUCUGUAAAAUGGCUGAAUCUAUGCUAUCUUCUGUUUUGGUUGGAGUACAUUUUUCUUCAGACUUAGAUGUAUUUUCCACACCUUCUUUACCUUCAGAAUGGACCGAAUAAGCCACAGCUUGAGGGUCCAGGGUUCCACUUGUUUUUAUACCUUCCCUCCUUGCUGUGUCAUGAACCUGACGAACAGGCUUUAGACUGUCGUUAGAGCUCUUGCAGUUAAAAUGUUGGCUGAGUUUGGGACAUGGAUGUUUGACUCAUUCAACCUUAGGGAAAGGAAAAAAUAUUCUGUUAAUGUUUAUUUCUUUCUGUAUAUUUAGGACAAGUCAAAGUUUUUAGAGCCUUGUAUACAUUUGAACCCAGAACUGUAAGUAUUUAAGUUUAUUUCCCCCCUCCCCUCUAAAAUUAGGAAAUGUUAUUUUUUAAUAUGACUUAGCAGCUAAACCCAACCUCGCCCUUGUGAUAAUAAAACAUAGGAAUUGAUAUUUACAUUGUACCCGUAGAGGUGAAAGAUCUAAACACUUUAGAGGCCGAUGCUGCAGUUAGAUCUUCCUCAUAUUUGCUCAAGAACAAGGUCUCAUGCUCAGGUGGUAGUUUUGGCCUCUAAAUAAGUGGACAGGCCAUGUGACUUUAACCAAGGAUUUGGCCUUAAUUGUGCAUGCGCUGGUGUCUGUCAACACAACAGUGUUUCUUCUGAGUGCACAAUAUAACCAACUCACUAUUGGUUAAAAACCCAAUUGCCUGUGCAUCUUAGUCACACAAUGAAUGAGGGAGGGAGUUAUAAAUCCAACUGACUUCAGCAAAAAUAUUUUAGUUUCUGAACAAACGGCUUGAAAAGUGAGAAGUAGGGUGGAAAGUUGGAGGGGGUGAAGCCUGUAUUUUGUUCUGCUUUUGCCCCCCUGGAGAGAUGUGGAUUGGCAGUGUCAUUACAUCCAAGAUUUUGAGCAUCCUCUUCAAGUUUGUCUGAAUCCAUUAAGAGAAAGUGUUAACCAAGCUGCACAACACCCUUUUAAGAUACUGGAGUCUCUUUUCUCUUGCUGAUUCAGCAUGCCUUCUGAGCAGUCACAUCUUGCCAAAGGCUUACAAAGUAAUCUUCUCUUACAAAUCCUUUCAGUAAGGAACAGCAGAAAAAGCAAACUCAGAUGUCUUCUGCUAUAAUGCUGGAUGGGUGAGGCAUAUUCCUUUUUCUAGGGCCUGCCUUUUGGCUAAUAAUUAACUUUGUCCUAAUGUAGGUCCGACAGAUAAGCCUCCAGCAAAAAUGGAACCACCACAACUCCUUAGUCCAGGCAUAGGCAAACUCUGGCCCUCCAGAUGUUUGGGACUACAAUUCCCAUCAUCCCUAACUAACAGGACCAGGAGUCAGGGAUGAUGGGAAUUGUAGUCCCAAACAUCUGGAGGGUCGGAGUUUGCCUAUUCCUGCCUUAGUCCAACUUUUCCACUUUAAAGCUACUCUGUAAAUUAAAUAUCUUGGGGUGAUCUUGCAACUCUGCUCUUGGAAGCCUCCCGUGUCUAAUGUUCUGCUGUCUCAUGUUCUCGCCCCACUCUCUUUCCUUCUGCUCCUCCAAACCCAUGUUAUGAGAAACUGAGGGCAAGAAAGGAAAGUCAAGUGCAGCUUCCACAGCUGCACUUCAGAAAACCAGAGUAUACACCCCUCACCCUCUCAAAAAUGGACAUGUUUGAGGAGUGGGAGAGAACAACCAGCAUGUUUCCUUGUGUGCCUUUGACUGAGAGAACACAGUGUAAACUCUCACCCUCUUUCUAAGCCAUCCUUGACCCCAGCUACGCAUGGUACGAAUACCCCUGAACAUUUUGUGAAUCUAAGUUUGGCCUCAUUGAGGGGCAGUAUUUCAAUAUGAGUAGGAAAAUGAGAGUAUCCCCUAAACAUUUUUUUAGGAAAAAAAAGCACUGGGUAGACCGGGGUGGACUUUAGUAUUCCAUAUUUCAGAGGUGCCCUAUGAGAGGCUUAGAUGAGAAGCAGGGUGCUAUUUAUAUUGUUAGCCUCUCAGAUGCAGGAAAUGAGGGUUGCUAAGGAGCCUGCAUGCCAUGCUGCAUCUCUGAAAGUCUUGAGCUUGCCAGUGCCUGUGCCAAGGACGGAGGUGGAGGGGCCAAAGCACACAUGACACAGGAGACCUGUGACUCUGGAUUGCCUGAUUUGAGCCCACCCACCCCCAUUUGUUUGGAGCAAAGGUUUUAAUCCUUGCCUUCCUCCCCCAGUUGCUAUUAACUCUGCAGCACAAAGCAAAUAACAGAAUCACAGAACUGUAGAGCUGGAAGGGACCUCGAGGGUCAUCCAGUCUGGCCCCCUGCAGUGCAGGAAUCCUGCCUACAGCUAUCCCUGGGUGUGCUUGAACCACCAACCUUCUGGUUAGCAGCCAGAUGUGCUGACCCCUUGCUCCAAAUAAGGCAGGCUCAACACACACACACACACAUGCUUCCCACUGCAGUGCAAACAGGAGCUUUGGGGCACCCACUUCUCAGCCCCACAACUCCAGUAAAAAUGGGUGAAAUCUCAGGUACAGUAAAGUGAACCAAUCCCAGAUCUCCUGCAUCAUGUGUAGUUUGGCUUCUUCAGUAGCUGUUAGCUGGUUUAUUAUUCCCUGGCAAGCCAGCAGGUGGCAACAGGGGGCAGCAAAAGCCUCGUUCCCUUUCCUUUCCCUGUGGUUGCCUUGCCACUUGGGGCAGAGAUGCCACAGCCUUUUUUCGAGGCAGAAGCAACCUUCCUGCUCCUCUCCCUUUCUUCCCUUCCCAUUUUCCAGCUUGCCAGGGCUCUCAGCUUCCACUUCCCCAGUACAAGAUAAGCUCUUCACUGCCUCAGUGCAUGUCUUAUGGGGCCAAGGCUGUGGUGGCCGUGUUUUGCUCACAGGCUGCACAGGAGAUUUCAGCGAAGGCUGCCUAGGGUAGAAAGCAUGGAAAGGUUCAAAAGUAAAAGAAGUUGCUAAGAAUGCAGUUCAUUGAAUUCCGAAUUCUUUCCUGUUUGAUCCUCUAUUCAGGCCCCCAGGAGUACUGUUCCCCCCUUUAAACUGGGACUGCCUGUCCUCCCUGGCUCCCUUUUCACCUGGCUGCAAGCUGCCUGCUAUUUCAGAUUUCCCACAAUGCUCAGGAGCAACACUGUUGAGGCAUUGGGGGAGAAUUUAAAUGGCAGACCCUUUUGGUUGGGGCUCAGAAGAUGGCUGAUUUGGUGUCAACCUUGCCUCUGUUUCCCUUCCUGUGAGCAAGGAACUGUGGAAGGGAAAGAUGUUCUUAGCAAGAAAAGCAGAAAUGUCUCUUACAGAACUCAGCCUUUUAAAUAUAAACUCCACCAAAGACACAGGCAGACCUUCUGUGGAGUUUUGAGUUGGUGUAUACUCACAUGGCCCUGUUUCCAUUUGAUUGAUGGUUUGUACCUCUUCCUCAAACUGAAUGAAGAAGAUAAAUCCUAAAAUGUUGUUAGGCAAGGCUGCAACAAUGAUAUUCUUCUAAAAUUGGUCUGCAAACUCAAACACCCUCUUUAUUGUUCCAGCCAGAUGAACUGUAUUUUGAAGAAGGAGAUAUUAUCUACAUUUCGGAUAUGGUGAGUUCAUCAAACACAAAUGUUAACAACUGGACCGUGCUAAAUAAACAGAGUACAUCUCAAGUGGAGUCAUUGUUCCCUUUUUCAGCAUUGCUUUCUUUUCCCUCCAGAGUGACACAAAUUGGUGGAAGGGAACCUGUAAAGGAAGAACUGGACUAAUCCCCAGCAACUAUGGUAUAUUCCAGAUUUGCUUUACCUUUCAAGAUAUAUCUCUCCACCACAGAUGUGGACUAUAAGGAUGUAUGCAGCUUGUAAUUUUUAAGGGGUUGUCUCUGAUCCAGAUACAAAGAAAUAUAGUAUCCUACUUCUAAUUUGAUGCCAGAACCGGGCAUUAAAACUGGUUUCAUGGCAGAGAGCUGCUUUGAGAACACACCUUUUAACUGGAAGAAUGCAUCCGUGUUCUCUUGUGUGCCGUCUGCUGGACUGACAGAAGCAAAAAAACCCACAAGUGGAUGCAUUUUAAUGUAUUUAUUUUUUAUUAAAAUGUAUGCCGCAACCUUCAAUCUUAUUAUGGGGGAGCAUUCAAUAAAACUUUAGGACCACAUGUAUGAUGAUGAUGAUGAUGAUGAUAAUGCUGAAAAGGAUAAGUCUCUUAAAAAUAGCAUAAAGAUUAUAUGAGACAGAAUAAAACAGAUCAACAUAAAUGUUGGGAAAAUAAAAAGACUUCUGCACAGUGCUGGAGAGACAUCAGAUAUAUUUUUUUAAAAUAAAAAAGCUAAAUAUGUUUCUUGUCGAGCUGAAGCAUAGAAGAAUAUUCACAACUAAGUAGGGUUUAUAAGCUGGAUGUGUCAUUUACAACUCCCUGGGAAUUGUAGAUUUGCAUAAGUCCUGAGAAAUCUUCAAGACCCCAAGAAUAGCCACAGCUCCCUCAGUAUUUUUGGCCCAGAUCCAAGGCCUUCUUUGUUGAGCUCUGCAUGCACAGCAGACUUUUAGCAUCCUUCCGCUCAGGAAGGGCUCACCCCAGUCGGGCGGCGCUGCAGUGCUAGCCUUCCAGCAGCCCAUGUUGCUGCCGCUUUAUUUGGGGGAGGGGAGAAUGAUGGGAGAGGGUGGGGCUGCCUGGAUGCAACAGGGGGAGUGCUUUCCUUUUAGGAGGCGGCCUGCUUCUCCAUCAGACAGAACCUCCUCCAAACCCGGAAGAGCUUUGGAAAGAGGCUCAGACAUGGUAUGUCUUGCUGCCGGAAGGGUUAGGGUUAGUGCCAGUUCUGAGCCGCCGUGUUGUCUCGAUCAAGACAAUUUCAGCAUGUAUAACUUGCAUGACAAGCUAUGCCUCCAGAGGUCACCUCUUCCGCAUGCCCUUUCUUCUGUCAUGGUGGCCACCUUGGGCGCUGUAGACACAGCUUCCCCAACAUUAAAUUGAAGGAAGCUUCACAAGGAGCUCCGUUUGGCACAGGCAAGUUUUCCCCGUUUUGAAACUUGGGGAUCAAAACUUAUAGUGCAUACAAUAAGGAGUUUAAUAUAUAUAUUUUACAUCCUUGGCCUUUGAUAAAUAUUAAACAUAUUAGUGCAUAGAAGGAAGAAGGAAAUUAACGGCUCUCAGUUACCUUGGGCCCGUUCAGCAAGGUGCAGGAAUCAAAGGAGUCACCUGCUUAAGAUGACGUGUGUUUUUGCUUUUGUUUUAGUGGCUGAACAAGCAGAAUCCAUUGACAACCCACUACAUGAAGCUGCCAAGAGAGGUGGGUACAGAUGCAGUUUGCAGUAUAUCAGAUCCCCCCCCCCCCCCGGGCUUGUGUAUUCAGUUACGAGCUCAUGGCUGCACCAAAGAGAGCUGGGUUGCCACAGAAGCAGUUCAUCGGUUCUCUUCCCAUUGGGUUGGGGGAUGAAAUAGAUUGGGUUGUUGGAGUUUCUUUAAAAUAUGAAAGCUAUGAGAGUGGGAUGUCUGUGUGGGACAAUAAAGGCAUUUUAUUUCUAAGAGAGAGGUUUUAAUUGUUUGUUGCGUGUCUUGAGUAUUUUGGACAAAUAGUCUUGAUUUGCAGGAUAAAUAUAUUUAUUUGCAGAAAGAAAUAGGCACAGUAGAUUAAUUCUUUUAGUACGGGGAAAGGAAUAAUGGUUUCAGAUUAAAUAACUGGAUAGAAAAAAAUUGUAUUUUUACUGUUACUAUGAUAAUUGCUUUUAUUUAUAAUGUUUUUGAUCUGUUUUAUAUUUGUUUUAUGGUUCUCUUUUGUAAGCUCUCUUGAAAAUCUAGAUUUAAACACACAUUUUCAAAUAAAUAAAUAAAUAAUAUUAAAUAAUUGGUUUGAUAAAGAUGGUAUACUAACGUAGGUAUAUGGUGAUGAAUAGUUUAAUAGCUUUAACAAAUCAAUACGAUGUAAUGACAUUAGUCCAGGUUAUAAUCACACUGUAUACACAGAAUACAAUAACACUUUAAUAAUAUAGUAGCCCCUGUGGUUUUUUGUUUUGUUUUUACACUUCAUAAAUAUAAUUUUAAAAAUGGUAAUCUCCCUAAUUCAAUGCUUUAUUUAUUUCAUUUAUCUCCCACCCUUCCUCUCAAAGGAAGGUGGCAAACAAGUGAUAAAAACACUAAAAAUAUCCUAAAAAGCAGUUCUAAUACAGAUGCAAACCAGGAAAGAUUUCAGCUUUCAAUGCAUUUUUAUUUAGAAGUAACUGCCACUAAGUUCAAUGAGGAUUCCUUCUAACCGUGUGUAUGUGUACUCAGAAGUAAGGGCCAUUGCGUUCAGUGAAACUUACUGUAUAAUACUCGAGUAUAAGCCAACCCGAAUAUAAGCCAAGGUACCUAAUUUUAGCACAAAAAACUGGGAAAACUUAUUGACUCGAGUAUAAGCCUAGGGUGGGAAAUGCAGCAGCUACUGGUAAAUUUCAAAAAUAAAAAUAGAUACCAAUAAAAUUACAUUAAUUGAGGCGUCAGUAGGUUAAAUGGUUUUGAAUAUUUACUUCAAAGAAAAACAGUAAAUUAGCUCUGUAAGUGGAAAAGAGGGUCAACAAAAACAAUAUGGUGUCAACAAUAACUUUAAAAGUACAAAAGCCUUAGCUCAAUCAGCAACCAAGCUAAAACACAAGAGUUAAAACCCUUCAAAACUGGAUUCCUCCUCAUCAUCUGUAUGCCCAAACAGAGCUUCAGCUGUAGCUGGUGUGAGGUUAUCAGCACAGACAUUGUCAUCAUCACUGAGUUCGCAGUCAUCACCAUCACUGCUGUUCUCAUACAAAGCGCUGUCUUCACUGCCAUCCAUAGCAUUACUAAUGCCACAUUUCUUGAAGGCGCAUUGCACCAUGUCCUCUGGGAUCUCUUCCCAUGCACCACAAACCCACUUUGCUAUCAAUUCUAUGUCGGGCUUCAUCAGAUUUCCAACUUUUGUCAGUCGGGCUUGAUCAGAUGACAUCCAUUCAUGCCACAUCUUUCGCACACGGUCUUUGAAAGGUUUAUGUAAACACACAUCUAGGGGGUGCAAUACAGAUGUAAGCCCACCUGGAAUAACGGCCAAAGUAACUUGAGAAGGACUUUGCCAAUUUUUUUAUGUCAUCAGAUGUGUGGGCGCUGAACGUAUCCCAAACUAGCAAUGAUGGUUUUUUCUUUAAGACUGCUCCUCGUCGUCCGUUCCAAAUUUCUUCCAGCGAUUUUUUUGUUCCGUCUUCAUCCAUCCAGCCUUUAACACGUGUGUGCACUGUAAUUCGUGGUGGGAAUUUGACCUUUAUAGGCAAGAUCUUUCUUUUAAAAAUAAUGACGGGCUGCAGCUUAGUUCCAUUAGCCAAACAUGACAAAACGACUGUGAAAUGGUUUUUUUCUUCCAUUUCCUGUGGUUCUGAGUAAAAUAGUUUUGUCUCCCAAACUUGCCACAGUUCUGUUGCUUGGAAGAUCAAAGGUCAUAGGUGUUUCAGCCAUAUUCCCAAUAUCUCCCAUGUCAUAGUUAUGGAUCCUUCUUUGUUUUCUGAUGAAUGAAUGGAAUGACAUCACUUUUUCAUCAAGGUCUUUUGGCAAUUUCUGUGAAAUCUUUGUUCUUUGCCGCAAACAUAGGGCAAACCUAUUCAUGAAGUGGGUACACCAUCCUGCUGAGGCAACAAAAUUUUCAAUGCCUGGUGCUUUUAAUUUGUCAUCUUCAGCCAUUUGAAGGGCACGUAAGUGAAUUCCCAUGCGUGUUACGCAGUAACCAUUUUGACGACACUCCAUAACCCAUUGAUGCAAUUCAGUCUCUAGAGCCCCAUAUGAAGUUGUUAAACCACGUCGAGCUUUUUUUGCCUUUGGAAUCUUUUCCAAGUCAGCUUUCAUUUUCCGCCACUCCCUCACAUGUUUUUCGUCAACACAAAAUUCCCUACUUGUAAUAGUAUUAUUGCUUUCUUCUGCUCUUGACACAACCUUCUGGUCCAGGAUUAGAAGUACAGUGGUACCUCGGGUUAAGUACUUAAUUCGUUCCGGAGGUCCGUUCUUAACCUGAAACUGUUCUUAACCUGAAGCACCACUUUAGGUAAUGGGGCCUCCUGCUGCCGCUGCACUGCCACUGCACGAUUUCUGUUCUCAUCCUGAAGCAAAGUUCUCAACCCGAGGUACUAUUUCUGGGUUAGCAGAGUCUGUAACCUGAAGCGUAUGUAACAUGAAGCUUCUGUAACCCGAGGUACCGCUGUAUUGGGAUCCAUUUCUAACAGGAUAAAAAAAAAGACAGUUCAGCACCUCUCCCAACCACGGCUCCUGUGCCCGCCUUUGUGAGAGGCGGGCGGCGCCAGCGGGACCAGGGGCAAGAAAGGGCUGCUUUUGGGCCGCUCAUCCCUCCCCUGCCGCCACCCGCCUCUGCUGCUCUGCGCGGUUGGCAGAGUGGAGGGCAGUGCUUCUCCGAAGCCAGCCAGCCCUUUCCCACCACUGGUCCCGCCGCCACUGCCUCUGCCACUCACACCAUAGGUAGGCUGGGGGGGAGGGGGGAGAGAGAAGCCCCCUCCGGUGCAUGUGCACGCGCACACACACACACAUGGUCCGGCCCGCCAUGCGGUCUGGAGGACAGUCAACCGGCCCCCUCCCAAAAAAGUUUGCUGACCCCUGGGUAAGUGGGACCCUCACUCAAGUACAAGCCAAGGGGGGCUUUUUCAGCAUAAAAAAUGUGCUGAAAAAGUUGGCUUAUACACGAGUAUAUACAGUACCUCAAGGUAAAUGUAUAUAGCAUAUCAGUCUUGGUAGUACAGUGGUGCCUCGCAAGACGAAAUUAAUCCGUUCCGCGAGUCUCUUCGUCUUGCGGUUUUUUUGUCUUGCGAAGCACGGCUCUUAGCGGUUUAGCGGCUAUUAACGGCUUAGCGGCUAUCAACGGCUUAGCGGCUUUAAGAAAAAGGAAACAAACUCGCAAGAACUCGCAAGAUGUUUCGUCUUGCGAAGCAAGCCCAUAGGGAAAUUCGUCUUGCGGAACGACUCAAAAAACGGAAAACUCUUUCAUCUAGUGAGUUUUUCAUCUUGCGAGGCAUUCGUCUUGCGGGGCACCACUGUAGUUAAAGCCCCUACUGGUUUCAAUUGAUGUAUUCAGAAGCUAGCUGUUGGCGCCACUGCAGGCUUAUCCCUCCUCCAUGGCCAGCUUCACAUGUCAUACUAAGCCAAGGCCCAGGCUCCCCAAGGAAGAUGGCAGCCUCUUCUGUCCUCCCUGGCUGUCUCACUGUUGCUUUGCACUGAGCUAAGUUAUGGCUUGGCUUAGCAUGCUAUCCAACACCAGACGGAUGAGCAGGAAUCCAAGAACAAACCUUUCUUACACCUCAUGGUUAGUCUAGAGAAAGCUAAACCUACAAGACCAGGUUCAGACAAUAUGCAGAGACAAGCCGUGGCUUAGCUCAGUGCAGCACAGCCACAAAACAACCAGGGAGAGCAAAGUGGCUGUCAUCCUUCCUGGGAAUACCCAUCCUCAUAUGCACAAGCUAAACCCUGAUUUGGCUUACUGUGAAUAUAGAAUCACAGAAUCUUGGAGUUGGGAGGGACUCAAGGGUCAUCUAGUCCAGCCCCCUGCAAUGCAGGAAUCUCAGCUAAAGCACCCAGGACAGAUGGCCAUCCAACCUCUGCUUAAAAACCUCCAAGGAAGGAGAGUCCACCACCUCUCUUGGGAGUCUGUUCCACUGCUGAACAGCUUUUACUGUCAGAAAGUUUUUCCAAAUCUUUAGUCAGAAUCUCCUUUCUUCCAGCUUCAAGCCAUUGAUUCGAGUCCUACCCUCCAGAGCAGGAGAAAGCAAGCAUGCGACAGCCCUUAAGAUAUUUGAAGAUGGCUCUCAUGUCUCCUCUCAGUCUCCUUUUUUCCAGGCUAAACAUACCCAGCUCCUUCAAGUACUCCUCAUAAGGCUUUGUUUCCAGACCCCUGAUCAUCUUUGUUGCCCUCCUCUGCACACCUUCCAGCUUGUCAGCAUCCUUCUUAAAUUGUGGUGCCCAGAAGUGGACACAGUAUUCCAAGUCUGGUCUGACUAAGGCAGAAUAGAGCGGGGCUAUGACUUCCCUUGAUCUGGACACUAUACUUCUGUUGAUGCAGCCUAGAAUAGCAUUCACUUUUUUUGCUGCUUCAUCACACUGCUGACUCAUGUUCAGCUUGGGGUCCACCAAGACCCCAUGAUCCUUUUCACAUGCGCAAACCAGGACAAUAUGUAAAAGGGAAACCCUCAGCUCAUACUGAGCAGCCACAUGGGUACAGAAGCUACUGGAUUGGUGCUCUUGUAAACUGGCUAAACAAGCAAUGUGCAUACUUAGAUUUUGAAUUCUUACAGUGCAAAUCUCUGCACGCCUAUUCAGAAGUAAGUCCAGUGGAACUGACUUUCAGGUGAGCUGGUUAGCAAGCAAUACACUUUUACAAAAUUUGGAAGAACUCGAACUGUAAUCGAAAUAGAUUCAGGUAGAACUGUCAUUCUUGGUUAUAAUUUUGACUUGCAUCAUACAAGUUUUUCUUUACUGGACAGGUGACAUUUGAUAAUGUGAGCAAUGCAUAAUGCAUAGGUUCAACUGUAUAGGCUCUUAAAAGCUAAGCAGCUUGCUUGUUAAAAAGACUGUUGUCUCCCAAACAGAAUAUUGAAUGGAAGUAGAAUUUGCAUAACAUUUUCAUUCAUGCAACAAUAAUGUGAUUUGGUAGCAUCUGGGGCUGUUGUUGUUGUUGAUGAGCUAAAAUGCAUUGCAUACCAGGGAGGCUCGUCGUUCUCGGUAUGAUUUAGCUUAAUAAUUUAUUUCCUCCCUCUACCCACCUCUGCCAAGAAAAACAACUCUGUUAUGUUCUAUGAAAAAUAUAUUUCUUUUUCUGUUUCAGGAAACCUGAGCUGGUUGAGGGAGUGUUUGGAUAACAGAGUUGGUGUCAAUGGCUUAGACAAAGCUGGGAGCACAGCCUUGUACUGGGCAUGCCAUGGUGGACACAAAGGUACAUUAGAAGUGAAUGGAGAGGAACACCUUUCUUCUUGGAGCUUUCAUCACUGGGUUAAUGGACCAGCUAGCAUUUCCUCUUCUACUGCAAUCAGUAAUGGUCUGAAUUCUUGUAUGAUACAAUUUAAAUUAGGAAGAGGGAGGGAAAUUAAGAAAUAAGAUUGGAUUGGCCUCAGCUAGAGCCAGACAUGAAGCGUUGCGGGUUCUGUGUGGGCCCCAUCUCUUCCUGCAGAGGCCAUCUCACUCCUCACUUUCAAGCCUUACUCUUGAGGUCCUUUUUAUGCUGGCAGGCCUUUGUAAACUGUUUUAUUCUGUAUUUUUAAAAUUUAUUUAGCCAGUCACUUUAAUGAUUAUAUGGUGUUUUUUUAAAAGUGUUUCAUGUCUUAAUCGUUGCACACUGCCCUGAUAUUUUACGGUGUGGCAGCUCAGAAAUACUAAAAUAACGGGGGGGGGGAGGGGAGUAAGCUGCCUUACUCCAAGUCAGACAGCUUGUCCAUCAAUACAGUCCAGUAGGGUCUGCUCUUAUUGGCAGCCAAUCUGAAGGAAUUCCUGCAGAGUGAUGCAGCAAGAAAACUCCCUGCACAUUUGCAAAGCUAGGCAGUGUCCAGUAUGGUUUCAAAUUGGAUGGGGAACCACUUGUUGAGAUUCCUGCAUUGCAGGGGUUUGAAUGAUAUGACUCUUGGGGUCUCUUCCAACUCUAUGAUUCUAUGAUAUCACUCUCAUUUCUUCUUCAUUUCCUCUUGACCUUACUGAUUACAUCCUGCCUCUUCACCCACUCCCACACUUUGCCAACCAUGUGUGUGUGUGUGUUUAUAGUUAUAGAUAUACCUGCAACUCACCUGAUAAGUGGACCACAAAAUCUGGUGCCAUAAUAAAUUUAAUAGCCUUUGAGUUGCCACAAAGUUUCAUUGUUUUGGCUGGAAGAGACUCAACACGGCAAUCCCUCUGGAAAUAAAUAUGGAUCUAAAAUCAUGUGCUCUUAAUAAUGGCGAAGCAGAAAAGAAAUGAAAUGAAAGGUGAUCCUGAAUUAAGAAUGUGGGUUUUAAAAAGAGAUUGUAUCAGCUUUCAUAUAGAUUAGUUCUCUUAAGUUAAUUCAACUUUCACUGCUCACUUUUUGAGCUGAUUGAGUCUAGAUCCUUACUUUCCUGCUACAUUUUGAAUUAACAAAGCAACUUCCAGUUUCUCACGAUAUCCCCACUCCCAAUUUUUUCACUUUAUGCAGAUAUAGUGGAAGUAUUAUUGACGCAGCCAAAUGUAGAACUAAACCAACAGGUAAGUAAUUACACAUUGAAUGGCUUUCCAGAAUGGGUUUGUGAUAAUGGUGAUUGAUUACCAUUGACAUGAUCUAAAUGUCUGUUGCCGCAUUUUAACCUUGAUGGGUUUCCCCACUUCUGCAUCCACAGAAUAAACUGGGGGACACAGCUUUGCAUGCUGCUGCAUGGAAGGGUUAUGCAGAUAUCGUAGAAACACUGCUGGCAAAAGGUAAUUGUAUUUACCAACACAUUCCUGUAACGUCAUAGGCACAGGCCCUGGAGAGAUGUGUAUAUCUGAGAAAUGCACGAGUUUUAUGCCUGCACGCGGUGCCCCAUACCUUCCCUUUCCAUUCCAUGUUCUUGCCACACAAUGAUUCAACACUUCUUGUGGUCAUGAACCAUUAAUGUUACAUCUGAACUGGGAAACUAUGGUUGGCAGCAUUGAGCUAGGAUCUUGAAUCACAGUAGCUUUUCAAGUUGUUGUUAUCCUCGUAACCAUAAUUUCCUGGUACUGACAAAAUACAAAGCUAUGGUUAGCUGAAGUCUUGCAGGAUUAAUAGUAGCACACUGAGAAAGGAGAACUGGUGAUAAGAUGAAACAUGUUGAGCACAAGGCUCAUACAUUCCUCAGUUUAUUAAGCCAAGAUAUGCACAUCUGAACUGAGCCAUAGGCACACAUUCGCAAUGUAUACUGUGAACGAGCUGUUUUUGUGGCCUCAUUUUACCUUCUAUAAUGCAGUUAUUAUUUUCUCACUUGGCAUACUAGUUGAAUUAUGUAUUCUAUAUUAUGAUAAUUAUAAUAUAUAAUACUACAAUAUAUUGCGAAAGAAAAAUCCAGAUUUUCCAUGGAUUGACAAGAUCUUCAGAGUUCUCUUGGUUUGCAGUCGUAUGGCCACUUAUCUGAAAGCAAACCCCACUGAACUCAAGAAGAUAAUUUUGUGUAGACAUGUACAAUACUUCACUGUUUGCCCCUUAUGUCAAAGAGAUUUGGAUCAAGCUCUCUGUGCUCAUAUUAUUCUGUCCUAGCUCAUUAUCAAGUAUUACAUAAUACUAUGUUUUUAUAUAUGCUGUAAGCCACCCAGAGUGGCUGGGGGAACCCAGCCAGAUGGGUGGGGUUUUAUUGUUGUUAUUAGACCUUCAAGAAAUUACUCAGAGCAGAGCUAGCCCACCAGUGAGGUGGGAUGAAGCACCUGCCUUAGGUGGUGGAAGGGCAGAAGGAGGCACCCUGCUUGCCCCAUCGCUUCCACCACUUCCAGAAUGCCUCUCUUGCUGAGUUUGGGCAAGCGGGGGGGGGAUGUUCUGGUGCAUGGCGGACGUGGAGAGCAUGGCAGCAGGGGGGCAGGAGCAGCACAUUCCACUUCCACCUCAGGUGGCAAAAUGGAAUGGGCUGCCCCUGACUUAGAACGCUGCACCCACAGAAGAAGAGUGCAGUAGCAAAUCUGCAACUUUCCUUGCUGUGUUCAUUAGCCAUCUGAAUGCCACCUUUGUUAGUGGAGUUUUAUAUCCCAUGAAGCCCUACAAUAUGGUUCCUUCCAUAGCCUGUUCUUCUUCCUUGUUAGAGUAGGACCAGCUGUGUUCUGAAUUAUGAAAGCCACCUUCUCAGUUAUGUGAGGAAUUAUUCCACUGAUAUGGAGGUGUUUGCUGUGGUGAUAUUUUACACUGGGGCAGGAUUCAACUGUGUUGUUGUGUGUGUAUAAUGACAUUCACUUGCACACAGGACUUUUUAUCUCUUACCUUCUUCCAUGCCCCCAACUCUGCUCUGGGGGGAAAUGCAGAACAGGUUGAGGAGACGUACAAGGUGAGGAGAGGAUGGAAAAAUCUUGUUGCAUGAGUGGACCUCCUCCCCUCCCCCAUUCCACUUUGAGUGCUGUGUUGAAUUCUGCCCCUAGUGCACAUUUUAUACAAAAAGAUACACUCAUUCCCCACCAACAAACAAUCUGAACUUCCAUUAAAAAAUGAAAGCCACGAUCACUUGUUCUAUGAUUCUUCGUAGAUAGCAAAGUGGCGUCAUUCUGUUCCUUAGAAUCUCUAUUAGGAUAGAGAUUUUGCAUCGGAAGUUAGAAUGGAAAACUAGUUUCAUUUUAGAGGAAAGUUGCUAACAAGGAUAGCAAAGAUAUGCGGCUAACACAGGGGUCACUAAGCCGUGGUCCUCCAGAUGCUUGCUGGACUACAACUCCCAUCAUCCCUGACCACUGGAAAAUUGGCUGAAGCUGAUGGGAGCUGAAAGUACAGAAGCUCCAUCGGGAGGACCACAGGUGAGACACUCCUGACCUGAUAGUUUCACCUCUGAAUUUCUAAUUGUGGUGUCCUCUGUUUUGUUUUCACAAAGGUGCUAGAACAGAUUUAAGAAAUAAUGAGAAGAAAUUGGCUUUUGACAUGGCUACUAAUGCAGCAUGUGCUUCCCUGCUUAAAAAGAAACAAGGACAAGGUGAGGAUUGUUGGUUUUUUACCUUUUUUGAUGUAUUUUCCAAUAUGCUGCAUCAGUAAGCGACUUAUGAAUAUCCCCAUAACUGUUGCUGAAAGUGGGAUUAUGUGAGGCAGUUAGAAAAUGCAUUUCUGCUUAAGGACAGUGACCUAGGACAAGUUGUGAUGAAACCCUACAGAAGGCUCUCCUUUUCGCAGAGCUUCAAGAAUAAUAAGUUCUCAGGUACACAGAGAGCCACAGAGAGACGUGAUUGUAGCUAUGGAGGAAUGCCAAGCUGUUGUGGGAGGAAGCCUUUUUAAUUAUUGCAAUUAUUUUAAUAAUAUAGAGGGAUACAAAACGUCCUGCAAUUGUCUUGCUAGAAAGAGGUGACAGCUCUGGUAACAGAUUUUGAAAACACUCAGAAUGACUGGCCCUGAUCUUAACAGAGCAAUGCUGUUGGUGUGAUUGAAUCCAUGUCAGAGCUGCUACCACUUGCUAUAUGCCCUGUUCACUCACUCUAGUCCAAGGGGGAGGAGGAGUGGUGGUUUGUGUCGCUCCUCUACCCAGCCACACUCCUGCCCUUUUCCAUGUUGUAAACUGACCUUCCCAUUCACAUCAACGAGGAGGGGAAAUCAACUGUUUUUGCUCUUGGCCACCCCAACAUGCCCCUUUCCUCCACCACAGCCAUUGGAACCCCUUCUGUGUAUUGGGACUGCAACUGCUUCUUAUUCCUCUGGCUUAGCUGUUGGGUUGCACCCUAAAUUUACAUUUUUAAAAUGUUUGUUGCUCUUUCUUCUAGACAUAAUGCGAACCUUAAGCAAUGCAGAUGAAUACCUUGAUGAUGAAGACUCCGAUUGAACUGCCUUAAUACUGUCUAAAAAUGUUCAGCUUUUUGUGCCUCCACCUUUCUCAAAUUCUCCCUUUGACUACAAAAAGUGUACUUUUCUCAUAUACAUAUCAAUGUAACAUCAUAGCUAUCCCCUCCACAGGGUCAAAAUAUGCCCCUUCCCAGUACUUAAGGUCCAAAAUUCUCUAGUUGGCUAUUCUCUAAAUUGGCUAGGUGAGAAUAUGUUUGAUGGCUUUUCCCAUUAUACACUGGACUUUGCCCUUAAGAAGAAGUGUUAAUAUAUCUCUGCAGACAUUGGGUUUUUUGCAGGACUAAUUGCCAUCUUUAAUGCUACACCAUGCUAGUUUUAUUUUACUUUUACAGAAAGAAAUAUAUCAGGUAGAAGAGUGGUUGGUUUUCCUUACAACACAUAUUCAUCUGUGUGCAUGUUUAUGUGUAUUUUAUUUGCACACACACACACACACACACACGUGUAUAGGUGUUGGUUCCGUGCAUGUUUAUACACUGAGAGCCCAAACUGGAGUCAUGGAAUGAAAAUACUUUAUAUCAGGAACAUACCCUUAAGGGGACUGGAGUUGAAGAGAUAUUCUAGUUUCCCACAAACUGGUUCUGGUUAUACACAUUUUCUGUGGUCACUUGGGAUUACCCAUGGCAUUUGUGUGCAACUCUAGCCUUGCACAGGAACAGGGAGUGAGUCAUACUGGGUGAGAGAAAGGAGCAAGGCCUGUUGCAUUAGCCAGCACAGGAAGCAACAAAUCUCUCUGCCCAGUGGUUGCUUAGAGCCUUAGAGGGUGAAUGGAAGCUUAUGUCUCCAUUUCCCCUUGGAAUGACUGUAGGGAGAAAUCAGACUCUGGUUCCAUUUGAGCCCAAUUCCUAACUCCUGUAAUGAUCACCCAGAGAACAAAGGAUGGCCUUAUUUUCCUCUGAAAUGACUGAGAGUGCAGGAGGGAUUUCUCUCACCUGACCCCCCCCCUCACAUGAGCUUCAUGAAGUCCCUGCUGUGUGGGGGGUGGGUGGGUGUGAUUUAAAAGCAUUUCAGUGGGUGGGAGAGGAUGCUCCUUUGCCCAUUAAUCUUUACGGCUCACUUCUAAAGGCAGAAGGCAUUAAAGCUCCAUAACCCCUUUCAUAAUCAUGUUAACCAGCAGUUAAAUGGGAGGUGGAAUGUGUGUGGGGGUUCUAUCCAGCCCCUCUUUGCUUCCCCUCCCAAGCAACCAUUCUGUUGCAUGCACAGUCCCAGCAGCUGACCCGAGAGAUGGUGCACAAGUCUUCAUUCACAAGGUUCCCCAUCCAGCGCAGGAUAAGUGCACAGAAGGAUUACCACCCAGUCCAAUCAGGGAAUUUAUAUAGACAAGGAACUUAUUCGUUAACUCAUUGUGCUUUUGUGUUCAUAUCUGUCCCAUGGAGGCAAGGGGUGUUCCUCCUCUUCUCUGCCAGAGAUUCUUGCUCUUUUUGUGCAUUUCUGUUCCCCCUGCCCUAAAGUAUUUCACCUCAAAAGCUGAUGUGUUUCUGAAAUCAUUUAUUGGUGGGAUGCCACAAACCAAAAGUAUAUUCAGAAAUAAUAUUGAAUAAAUAUUUUAAAUGCUUUGAAACUUA